Molecule: messenger RNA, 2032 nt
Organism: Eurytemora carolleeae
Lineage: Eukaryota; Metazoa; Arthropoda; Copepoda; Calanoida; Temoridae
Exons: 2
Coding region: 236-1168 (310 amino acids)
Source: RefSeq, a predicted model, not a curated record
GGGGGAUCUAGCUGUAGACGGCAUUCGAGCCGGGUCAGGGGCUCUAUGGGCAGCGCCGGUGAAUAGUUCCCUGCCAGUACGGCAAGUUUCAUACUCAGCCAUAAGCCAGUGCCCAGCACUGGCCACUGAGCACUGGAGCAGUCAAGACACUACACUCGACAAGAUAAACACGUUUUAGUUGUCAAAACGAUUAUAUGGCUUAUUCUAAAUAUUUAAAGAAAUCAGUCGUCGCACCAUGGAUCUCAUGCAUAGUCUUAAAUUACUACACCAAAGGCUAUCGUCAAAAGAUAUUCCUCCACUACCACCUGCGAAAAUCUUCAAGCCAAAACACAAUCUACCCUUACUUAAAAACUAUAGGAAACCAGCUCCAUCCGAAUUCUGGGACAAUUUCCCAACAAACUUAGUGCAACCCUCAAAAUCGAUGGUAGACCCAUAUCUAUUGAGAAAAUUAGACCUAGAAACAAAAUUCGUCGACUUAGUCUUGCUCGAUACAAUCCACAAUGAUCUGCUGCACGGUGCCAACCUGGGUUGCAAUGGCUCCUCCAGACUCCCUUCUUUCUCAACUAAUUCCCCUAGUGCAUACGAAUUCGCAGAACAUGUGACAGAUGCUGUUGCAGACUUGACGACGAAGAAAUUUGCCAAUGGUCCUGUUCCAUUAGCACAUGUCCCUUCGGGCGCUAAAAUAAAUGGCAUGAUGACCAAAAUAAAACCUACAGGAGCCGUGCGCAUCAUUCUGAACCUAAGUUCAGGUUCACCUGUUGGCAACUGCGUCAACGAGGGCAUUAACAAAGACGACUUCCCAACCAUCAUGUCCUCCACAACAAAGUGGCUCAGAGCUCUUCACCUUGCUGGGAAAAGCGCCAAAAUGUGCAAGAUUGACUGGGCUGACGCCUACAAACACAUAGCUGUAAGACCAGAAGACACAGACCUUCAAUGGUUCUCUUGGUUGGGCAUGGCCUUUAAAGAACUUUGCCUCAUUUUUGGUUGCACUAGCAGUGCGGGUAUUUUCGACAGAGUGGCCAAAGUAGUAGUGCACAUUGCAGCUGCUAAAUCCAAAUUCCCAACCAGCAAAAUCUUUCAGCACGACUGUUGUGCAACAGUCCCAAUUUUGACUCGCUUGAGCUAUUCGAUGCUACCUUUGCUGAGGUUGCAGAUUCUCUUGGCAUAAAACUAGCGCCCAGAGAUGUCCCAGAGAAGUCCUUUGGCCCAAGUACUAAAGUACUUGUUCUAGGAAUAGUUUAUGACACAGUGAACUGGACCUGGUCUUUAAACUACGAGAAGCUUUCCAGACUCCUGCACCACCUGAAGGAGCUGAUGACCACUGGCAAUCUAUGGCAGACGCUCUUUCAAAAUGCAGUUUCCAAAAAUUCUAAAAACAAAUCAAAUUUUUGUUUCAAAUUUUUUUCUACUCUUUAAAAAGUGACCUGAAUAAUUUGCAGGAGUAAUAUUUAAUAAAUAAUUUGCUUUAAAAGUAAAACACAGAUGUUUCCAUCAAUUCUCAAAUUUUUUGACAUUCUAAUAAAUGUACAUUCUCAAAAAAUUUUCUGAUUUAAUUGGUGACAUAAAUAUUCUUAUAUUCUUAUUCUUCAGGUCUUAUUCAAUGGUUAUGAUAUCUUACUUGUCCAGAUUAUUUUGGCUUUCCUAGUUUUCCAAAUCCUUCUUUAUGUAUGUAAUGUGAAUGGUAUUUCAAGUAAGGCUUCAAUAUUGCAAAUGAAAAAGUGUGAAAAUUCAAAUUGCAGAAACAUAUCUCGCCCUGGUUAGUCCAGGUCCAAUCAAGCUUUCCAACGGCAUGGAUAGAUACACAUAACAUAUAAACAUGGAAAAAGAGAAGCUGUCAAUUAACAGCUUUUAUUUGUAUACUUUAAUAAAGCUUGUUAGCAAUAAAAACUUAAAUUAAAAAAUCGUCCUAAUUGUAUUGAUAUGAACGCCGACCAUUUUACAUAUUAAUCUAAUAUUUCGACUAAAUAUGAUAGAAAUGCAUUAAAUUCUAAACUUAAUUAAUUAAUCUUCUUUAACUACUAUCAAAAAGCAA